GCCCUGCCCUGCCUGCCCUGUGGUGGUGCUGGGGGCUAGGGAACGAGCUCAGUCCAGUACCUACUGCUCGACUGCGGCAAAGUACUGUAGACGCUGAGAUUCUGCUAAACAAGGCUCAGCCUGCGUUCACCCUCAAAACAACUCCAACCCUGGCCUCUUGUGUUUUUUCCCUUAUCUCCAUUCUACCUAAUUCAUCCAUCUCGCUUCCACUGUGGCGUCCUGUCUCGCGCCUAUUUCUUAUUUAAUCUUCCCCAGUCGCUACCUACCCAAUCAAGGUCUGCGUAUAUCGUCAUCUAUACACACCACCACCCUUCUAGGCCCGCAGCCUGCCCAAUUCAAUCUUCAUCCCAUUGUCAAACCCUCUUUUUGAGGCAGUCUCUACUGCUUGCCUCCGCUUCCAAUGCGUGAGGUAAAAACUUGCCACCGCUGCAGGCAUUUCAAGCGCCGCUGUGAUCUCGAGAAGCCGUCAUGCUCCAGAUGUGUACAAGCUGGUGUUCGAUGCAGCUUCGACAUCAACCAGGUUGUUCCUCUUAGGGAUCCUGUUGUCUCUAAAAAGGUUGCCAGCGUCCCUACAACAGCAGAUUAUGUUACUGCCAUGAUGGCCAACGGACCGCCUCAGCAUAUGGACCACGGAUUACCCAUGCAGGCGUACUCUACAUACCCAAAUGAUGCGGCCUUCUUUGCAUCGUUUGGAUCCAACGACACCAUGAUCCGCCCGGAUGGACUGAUAUCACCAACAAUUACAUCGGAAAGCCCAGAACCGCAGCUUUUCCCACUUCCUGAUAACUCUCGCCUGCUUCAUUCCCCACACUCCUCCAACGUUUCCACCACAACCAGGGUGAUCCGCAAACGCAAGCGAAACUGUCUCAGUUGCCAUAGAUGCCACCGUCUAAAGGUCAAGUGCGACAAGGAACUGCCUUGUAGCAGGUGUCAAAACAGUGGGAAUGGGAGCAACUGUUACUACAGUCCAACCAAGGAGUCGGAUCCCAGUGACAACAAGUCGCCCUCCAAGGCUAGGUCCAUACCCAACAUGGCUCUUGAUCCUUCCAAGAGAGAAGAAAGCCCAACUGGAGUUGUGACUGAAGAAUGGCAAAUUGCCUAUAAAGACCGUGGCGCCGGCCAUUGGAUGGAUCUUAUUGGAAGAAUUAGACAAUUUUCAGGCAACAACGAGCGUCUCAUACAAGCGUUGUUCGCAAACGCAGGCACUGACAGAUGCAUGUCUCGCGUCAACCUCCCACACAACUUUCCUUUUGGCGGUUUAGAAGCCACCAAGUACUACAGCAGAGAGUCCAUCACUCGGCUUAUUGAGAGUCAGCGUAGCAAGUGCGCUGCUUUUAUCGAAAGCUACUUUGAGCUGUGGGAUACCAUCAACCCGGUUGUGGAUAGACAAAUCUUUUCGCAAGAAGUUGAACGUUAUUGGCUAGACCCUGCGUCUGCAGACUUUAGCUGGCUGUCACAGUUCCUCAUGGUUCUCGGCAUGGGCUGCUUCGGCUUGUCUGAUGAGCCCCCAGAGGCUAUAGAGCUCAUGGUUGCCGCUGGUGCUUGCUUAAUGCAAACAAAGUUUAUGCUUCGACCGAACUUAUUAGAUGUCAAAGCAUUAUGCAUCAUGGUUUUGGCCAAGGUGGCGUGCAACCCUGUUUGUUGGGCGCAGGAUUCAUGCUGGGCUCUGCAAGGUACGCUUAUGCGUACAGCUCAUAUUCUCGGUCUACCUGAUGAAGGUGUCACUGGCGUCACAUCGGCAAGAUCGCCUGCCGAGAUGAAGGCCUUCAAGAAACUUUGGUUGACCAUUAUGUUCAUGGAUAUUAAAUGCGCCCUGUGUGUCGGUAUGAUGCCACAAACACUACCAGAAUAUCUCAUUGGAUACACUGCCGACUCACCAGACUGGGGACCUGAAGACAGUAUGCAAAGGGUGCUGUGCCAGGCCCUGCCGACAGUGCUACAGGUGGUAAUAGAAAUCAACUCAAAGGAGUUUCGACUUUCGUAUCCUGAUGUGCUGCGAUACAACUCCAAGCUUCGCGAGCUUAUGAUUAUCGCUCAACAGACUUGCAUUAAUCCUACACAAAGGAUUCUGACAGAUCUUCUGCUUCGUCAGUGCCUAAUGGUGCUGCAACGCCCAUACGCCAUGCACAAUGACGGACCGAGAUUGUACCCUGAUUCUUACUGGGGUUCGCUCGAGUGCGCCAUGGCACUGCUGAUGCACUUUCGCGAGUUCUGGUGCGAUACGACACAUAGACGCAUGGACCUCGUCGGCCGCCCAUUCAUUGUGGACAUUUUCACGGCAACACUUACAGCAUACGUGCAUGUCCUACGUGCCGAAGCGCCACUGUCCGACACCACAGCCAAAAAUAUGGCGAUCCCUCCUCGGCAGAUCAUCUUCGACCUGCUCUCUAGCUGUGUCGAGAUUUGGGCAGCGGAGGAUCAUCGAAGUUAUUGCUGGCACGUCGCCAACCAACUACACCAAACUGUGCUAUCGCUGAUUCCUACCGUGUCCGAGAUACCCUUCCAGCUGUCUCUGCAUACCCCUAUACACCAUGGUAAUAUUUUCAUGUAAAUUUGUAUUAUAUUUCUUUUGGAUACGGCGUUAGUUUUUCUAUUGGGUUUAUCUAGCGAUGCAUUACAAAUAUACACAUCUUGUGAUUGCCUUUGAGGGCGCGUAGCUUUGACCAUGCAUUUUAAUGAAUACCAUAUUGUGAAACUCGUACCUUGCAUAUAAGGCCCCCUUAUCUAAACGGUGCAUCUGACCAUAAUAAGCAGAGCGCAGGGACGUCUUUCUUUUGAUAAGCAUACCGCACAC
[Torrubiella] hemipterigena is the source of this 2794-nucleotide messenger RNA. The record is from the annotation of a GenBank genome assembly. Lineage: Eukaryota; Fungi; Ascomycota; Sordariomycetes; Hypocreales; Clavicipitaceae.